Molecule: messenger RNA, 1861 nt
Organism: Stegastes partitus (bicolor damselfish)
Lineage: Eukaryota; Metazoa; Chordata; Actinopteri; Pomacentridae
Gene: cep57l1
Product: centrosomal protein 57, like 1
Exons: 11
Coding region: 76-1533 (485 amino acids)
Cellular component (GO): centrosome
Molecular function (GO): identical protein binding; gamma-tubulin binding; microtubule binding
Source: RefSeq, a predicted model, not a curated record
AGCUACACAAAAUCAUUUACAGCUUACAGCACUAAGGAUAGGCUAACAAACAGGUAGCUUCCUUUGUGUCUCAGGAUGGAGACUCACCUCGACCAGAGUUUAGACUCACCGUCCAAAAACAGUUACAUUGGGAGUUACUACCAGCCUCCGGACAGGCCGUUUCUAGCAUCAAGACAUCUGGAGUUCUCUGCACAGCCGUCGGUCAGCGUGGACCCACAGACUGCCAGCAGCCCAGGGCCACAGACCAGGCGUAGUAUUGACAGCCAAGCUGUCGUUGAUGCACUGAAGACCCUCCAGGAGAAAAUCAGAUGGUUGGAGCUGGAAAGGAAGGACGCGCAGAAGAGCUACCGUCAGUUCUACCACGAAGCUCAGAAGCAUCAGCAGGUCACAGCUUCACGCAGUCAAACCAGAGCCAGCCAGCCUGAGACGGAUGACUCAGCCAGGAAAGAAGUGGAAACCAAGCUGCAGUCGGCUGAGGCUCGCUGUAAGGUCCUGGAGAAGCAGCUGGUCUACAUGAGGAAAAUGGUUGAAAAUGCCAAGAAAGACAGGAAUGCUGCGAUGGAAAACCAGGCUUCACUGCAGAGCCAGCAGCCCAGCAACGCAAACAACCAGACUCAGCGGGAGAAGCUGGAGAAACUUGAGUCCGAGUGUCUUAAACUGAACAGAACCCAGACCCUGGCAGAGAUGAAGCUUGCCAUUCUGGAGCAGAAACUACUCAAAGAAGAGCAUGAGCGUAAACUCGUUCAGGAGAAGGCAGAUGAGCUGCAGAGGGAGUUAGACGUCAACCUUCGAUUGUCUGUGCCGACUGCUGAAGAGACAAAGCCAAAGAAGAAGACAAGAAAGACUGUUAAGAAAGCCUCUAAACAGGCUGAGCUGGCGUCGAGCAGCCCGAGGCGCCAGAAAAUGCCGUUCGUUGCCGGGACAUCGACAAGCCCGAGCCAUUCAGUCCACGCCAACGUACAAGUUAUCCUCCACAUGAUGAAGCACCACCAGCCCCAGCUGUGUGAGCGAGUGAGCGCUCUGCACAGGGCUGGGUGUGGAGCCAAGAAAAGCCUCCAGAAGGACUUUCCUCCAUCUUCCUCUGCUGUCCAUAAGCCUGACAGCCUGCCUGCAGAUCAGCUGCUGAGCUCGCUGUCUGACCUGCUGUUGGCUCUGCAGGACGAGCUGGGACAGAUGAGCUUUGAACAUCAGGAGCUGGUGUGUCAGAUAGAUGCUGUCCAACAUCAGGAGCAAAGACAAGGUUUGCAGAGAGAGCUGGAGAGGCUGGUGACCAGGAUGGAGGAGAAGGGAGCUCAGAUCACGAAGCUCCGCAAACACCAGCAGAUGGUCCACAGAAUGACCCCCAGCCUGGCGUGUGCUGAAGAACACGCAGCCAAGAAGCUGAGUGGAAUCCAGCCGCCCGUUCCUUCCCCUGUUAAGGCUAAACAGAGAGAGAAGAAAGGCAUGACGACUCAGAACAACCUGCGGCUUCUCAGAGAGACCCAAAAGCUGAGAAACAGCCUGAAACAAGACGACCUCUCCUGGGAAACAUGAGGCUCUGAUGCUACAGCUGGACCGAGCACCAGACUCCCCUCGGCUCCUUGCAGCUUGUUUUCUUCUCUCUUCAGACAGCCUGUGGGACAUUUUUAGGAGCAAGUUAAAGUGGGAAUGAAGAGUUUUAUGCAGGACUUUGCAUAUUAUCACAAAACCUAUGAGGCGGUAGGUGGCUGAGUUCAGUGCCUUCAUUGGUAUAAUUUAUGAACCGUGACCUUAAUCUGCGUUAAUGAUGUGAAUUAAGUAUUUUUCAUCUCAAAUAAAGCUGAUGUAAAUGAUUUUAAAGUAUUUAGUUUUACAUUUGUAAUAAAGUUUAUUCUCAACAGAU